Molecule: messenger RNA, 2255 nt
Organism: Eutrema salsugineum
Lineage: Eukaryota; Viridiplantae; Streptophyta; Magnoliopsida; Brassicales; Brassicaceae
Product: serine/threonine-protein kinase STY13
Exons: 6
Coding region: 907-2043 (378 amino acids)
Biological process (GO): protein phosphorylation
Cellular component (GO): plasma membrane
Molecular function (GO): ATP binding; protein kinase activity
Source: RefSeq, a predicted model, not a curated record
UCUUUCCUUCCGUCUUUUACUCUCCUCCUCUCCUUCAUCGUUUCCGCAACCCAAUUUUUUCUCUUCUCAUCUCUUUCUUAGAUUCCUUUUUUUUUUCUUUCUCAGAUCUCUUCUUCUUCAGAACGAUCCUCUGUUUCUUUUUCUUUUUUGGUUCCUCUCUCUCUGGGGUUGUUUUUUUUCGGAGGAAGAAUCUCCUUUAAAUUUUCCUUCUUCUACUGAUCUCGUCGAAUUUUUCAGAUUUUUAUUUAUAUUAUGCAUGGUCUAGUGGAUGAUGAUUGAUAACGUCUGAUUUCUGGAAUUUAGUGACGUUUCUGGGUAUUAUGAUAUUGUAGAAAAUUUUGUGUUUUUUUUAUUUUGUUUUUAAUAAUUUGGGUCAAUGAUAAUAGUAGCCGGCGAGUCGGUUUCUUAGGGUUUACUUUUUCUAAUUGUCUUUGUUGAAUUAUUGGAUUUUUCUAUUUUGGUAAUCGAUUUUCUCUGCAUUUUUGAUUUUUAAUUGGAAUUUCAACGCUAUUAUUGCAGAGAAUUUCAGCUUGAGGAAUUUGUUAUUGGUGGAAAAAAACUAGAAUUUUUUUUUCUAUAAAUAUAUUCAUGUCAUAUUAGAAUCGAAUCUGGAUGUCAGAAGAACGUGUGCAUAAACUUGGGGUUGGUGUAAUAGUUUAAACCAAUUCUUACAACAACAAAAAUUCAGGUUCUCUGCACAAUUUUUUUUUUAACCUCCUUUUAUCCCAAAUUUACAUAUUUGCUAUAAAAAAAAAACAAUUUGAUAAUGAUGAAAAUUUUGAUUAGUUCUGAAAAUUUUUGAGUCUAAUCUCGUUUGGUGAUUUGUUUCUGCUAAUUCUGAUUGAAAUUAGGGUUCUUUUCGUUGUGUGUGAGAUUUGUUAUAGAAGAAAGAAAACGAAAAAAAAAAUGGAAAAAACAAAUGAGACAAAAGCUUCACCGGAAAACAACCUCAGAAGCAGAGGAGCUGUUGGUAACAACAGCAAGAAAGACAUGAUUUUUCGAGCUGAUAAAAUCGAUUUGAAGAGUUUAGACAUUCAGCUUGAGAAACAUCUGAGUAGGGUUUGGUCAAGAAGCAUUGAGAAGAAUCCAAAGCCAAAGGAAGAAUGGGAAAUCGAAUUAGCUAAAUUGGAGAUGAGGAAUGUCAUUGCUCGUGGUGCUUAUGGUAUUGUCUACAAAGGCAUCUAUGAUGGUCAAGAUGUUGCAGUGAAGGUUCUUGAUUGGGGAGAAGAUGGCUACGCCACAGCAGCUGAGACAUCAGCUCUUCGUGCUUCAUUUCGACAAGAAGUUGCGGUUUGGCACAAACUUGACCAUCCUAAUGUCACAAAGUUUGUUGGAGCAUCAAUGGGAACAACGAAUCUGAAGAUACCUUCAUCAGCUGAGACACAGAACUCGUUGCCUCAACGAGCUUGUUGUGUUGUUGUGGAGUAUCUUCCUGGUGGUACUCUUAAGCAGUAUUUGUUCCGUAACAGGCGAAAGAAACUCGCUUUUAAAGUCGUUGUUCAACUCGCUCUUGAUCUCUCUCGAGGGCUAAGUUAUUUGCAUUCAGAGAGAAUUGUUCAUCGAGAUGUGAAAACAGAGAACAUGCUUUUGGAUUAUCAGAGGAAUCUAAAGAUUGCUGAUUUUGGGGUAGCUAGAGUUGAAGCUCAGAAUCCAAAGGACAUGACUGGAGAAACUGGUACUCUUGGUUACAUGGCUCCAGAGGUUCUUGAUGGUAAGCCAUACAACAGAAGAUGCGAUGUUUACAGCUUUGGGAUAUGCUUGUGGGAGAUUUACUGUUGUGAUAUGCCUUAUCCUGAUCUCAGCUUUGCUGAUGUUUCUUCAGCCGUUGUUCGUCAGAACCUGAGACCGGAGAUACCGAGAUGUUGUCCGACAUCAUUAUCGAGCAUAAUGAAGAAAUGUUGGGAAGCGAAUCCGGAGAAACGACCGGAAAUGGAGGAAGUUGUGAAGAUGCUUGAAGGAGUCGACACCUCCAAAGGCGGCGGAAUGAUCCCGGAAGAUCAGAGAUCUGGCUGUUUCUGCUUUGUCUCCGGCCGUGGUCCCUGAAUUUACUAUUCUACCCCCUCUCGACCCAUCUUUUCCUUUCUGCUUCUUCUUCUUAUACCUUUCCACAUUGAAUUUUGGAGCAAUGCUCUGUUUUUUUCUUCUUUAUUCUGUCGAGAUCAAAAAAAGAUUUUUCAUUACUAUAAAAGAAUAUAUUAUUAUUUUAUAUAUGUCAUUGUGAAUUUGUGAAUAUGAAUAUUGGCGUUUUGCUUCAA